Aspergillus niger is the source of this 231-nucleotide messenger RNA. RefSeq lists its product as uncharacterized. Bases 1 to 231 code for a protein of 76 amino acids. NCBI's taxonomy places the organism in Eukaryota, Fungi, Ascomycota, Eurotiomycetes, Eurotiales, Aspergillaceae. The record is from RefSeq and is a predicted model, not a curated record. The transcript is spliced from 2 exons.
AUGGAGUCAGUUCGCACGAACCUCAAGCAUCUUCAGUUUCGUAGUUCUCUCGGUUGUGGAGUUCAAUCAAUUAUCGAUGCGCCACUGGGUGUCCUUUCGAGUGGCCCGCUCCGAACAAAGCCCUGGGCCAGCUGCCACAGCCCCGAUGGGAAGAAUCGCGAUGUCAAUAUGAUGAUGAACAACUUCCUAGGUGGGACGGAUGGGAAAUACCAUCUUCUUUUAUUUACGUAG